AGAGCUUGUUGAAAACACCAACCCACAAGAUCCUGUCUAAUGUGGAAAGUUGAGAUCACAUGCAGAGCUUUGGGCAAAAAAGAGAACUUCCACUAGAACAUUUCUUAGCGUCCUGGAAAGAGCAAAGGAAGAGUAGAACUGCAGAAGUGAAGUUACACUUCAUCUUUACGCUCUGCCUAAUAUCAGCUCCCUGCAUUAUGGCAUCAGCAACAACGAGUGAAAGCCUCAAGCAUUCAAUGCAUUUUACCACCACCACAAUGAUAUCAACAACAUUUACUGAAACCCCUGAAACAGACAGUAACACAGUCAUUAUCAUCAUCAUUGUGGGUAUCUGUGCUGCUUGUCUGCUGAUUGGAGGAUGUCUUCUAAUAAUCUAUAAACUAAAACAUAAGAGAAAACUAGGUUCACAACCUUUAUCCCAAGACAAUGCACACACGCCUUCUGUUUAUGAGAAUGACCAGUUUAAAUGUUCGUCCUAUGAAAACAUGGGCAUCAAAAUAAGAUCAAACUAUCAGAACCAGAAUCCAUCUACAAGUCAGUCAAAGUCAACGUACCAAACGCUGGAUCCCGAAACCAACCAAGCUGAUUCAGGCUAUGGGUCUCUGACUAACACCACCAACCAAUUACGUUCAUACUACCAACGUCUGAAUCCUGCAGCUCAGACUAACUCGAUUUACCAUACUCUUCAUUCUUGAAGGUUGCAUUUUUCUUUAUUCUUUUAUUUUUACUAUGUUGUCAUCAAAAGCUAAUUACUUCAGGAUGAUAACAGUAACUUUCCACAAUUGAUUAUUUUCAUUCAAUAUAUAGAUAUACUUUGUUGUGUUUAAUUCUGUACUAAUUACAUUGCACAUUCUUUUUCCUGUUUCUUUGGGGAUGAUCAUGUAAACCUAAACAUGUUACAUGACAUAAAAUGUAAAAAGAAUUGCAAUACAUGUUACCUAUAUGGGAAUGAAAUGUUGAUGACAUAGUGAGAUGGUACAAAGCAGUGAUUUUCAUGACCUCCCAGUAUGCGUCCCUUUUUUUGGUUCUAUUGAGCUUAUGUUUUAGAAUGUUAAAAGAAUCAUGUGCACUUGCACUUUGCCCAUAUAAUAACACCUUAGUGAAAUGUAUGUCACCAACUGUAUGUAAUAUACAAAUACAAGUAAAGCACAUCAUAUGUUUAACAAGUGUAACUUUACUACUAUUACUGUGAUUAUAGUAAUUACGUAGUUGUAGAGGGAAAACUUUCCUCUUUUCAUGUG
Messenger RNA from Clarias gariepinus (North African catfish), 1241 nucleotides. RefSeq lists its product as uncharacterized. The coding region runs from base 60 to 695 and encodes 211 amino acids. The record is from RefSeq and is a predicted model, not a curated record. The transcript is spliced from 5 exons. NCBI's taxonomy places the organism in Eukaryota, Metazoa, Chordata, Actinopteri, Siluriformes, Clariidae.